ACCCCCUCCCUUACAUUCCAUUACACACACAUAUCAUAUCAAGGACAAGUAGGUAGGUUCCUUCAAAGUUUCAAAAUUUGUCCACCCAACCCAGCGUUGUACCUCGUCAUUGAGAACGAGGUGCUUCUUGAUUUCACUCACGAUUCAAGCGCUGGGGGUGCUUGGAUUGAUUGACUGAUUGAUUGAUAAAGGGCCUUCUCUUGUUUUUCCCUUGAAUAAGGCCUAUCCUCUCCAAGAUAAUCUCUAUCUUUCUUUCGUGCAAAUUUCAUCUGUGCCUGCAUUUGAAAAUUGUUUUGGAAGGGGGAAGGAUGAUUAGCUGGUGGACAUCAACCCUCCAAUUGGCAGAGUUGUUUGUGAGUAGCUUGGUGCAUUUGUUAUAUGGAUUUUACAUAUUCAGCACGGCUGUGGCUGGGGAUCUCUCUCAGGCACUCAGUGAUCGGAUUUUCAAUCCUAAUUUGGCCGAUGGUUUGAGGAGGGAGGAGGAUUCCAUAAAGUCCACCAACGUUGACGGUUUACCUCCCAUUGUAUUAGUUCACGGAAUUUUUGGGUUCGGAAAAGGGAGAUUAGGAGGCCUGUCGUAUUUUUCUGGAGCAGAGAAGAAGGACGAGAGGGUUCUCGUGCCGGAUUUGGGCUCUCUAACCAGCAUCUAUGACAGGGCAAGAGAGUUGUUCUAUUACCUGAAAGGCGGGCAAGUUGAUUACGGAGAAGAACAUAGCAAGGCCUGUGGGCACUCACGGUUCGGCAGAGUUUAUGAGAAAGGGCACUACCCAGAAUGGGAUGAAGAUCACCCAAUCCACUUUGUUGGGCAUUCGGCAGGGGCACAGGUUGUCCGGGUCCUGCAACAAAUGCUUGCCGAUAAGGCAUUCAGUGGAUACGAAAACACAUCGCCCAACUGGGUUCUAAGCAUAACCUCCUUGUCCGGAGCAUUUAAUGGUACAACAAGAGCCUACCUGGAUGGAAUGCAGCCAGAGGAUGGCAAGUCGCUGAAGCCCAUCUGUCUGCUGCAGCUGUGCCGCAUUGGCGUAAUUCUCUAUGAUUGGUUUGAUGUUCAGUGGCUGAAGGACUACUACAACUUCGGAUUUGAUCAUUUCAACAUUUCCAGGAAGAAGUUAGGCAUUUGGGGUCUUGUUGGUUGUCUAAUGGGGAAGAGUGGUCCAUUUGCAACCGGAGAUUGGAUCCUCCCUGACCUCACAAUCCAAGGAUCCAUCAAAUUGAACAGCCGGAUAAAUACAUAUCCUGACACGUAUUACUUCAGCUAUGCCACCAAGCGGACAAGGAAAGUACUGGGCGUCACUGUGCCCUCCGGCCUUCUUGGGAUACACCCUUUGUUAUUCAUUAGAGUCCUGCAGAUGAGCCAAUGGCGACACCCCACUGAUGUCACUCCUCCUUAUAAGGGUUAUCGGGAUGAAGACUGGUGGGACAACGAUGGAGCCCUCAACACAAUAUCCAUGACACACCCGCGUUUCCCUGUGGAACACCCAAGCUACUUUGUUGUGAAGGAUUCCGACUGCCAGCCUUUACAGCCUGGCAUCUGGUAUUACAAGCUGGUGGAAGGCGACCACAUCCUUUUCAUUGUGAAUAGAGAGAGAGCUGGAGUGCAAUUCGAUCUGAUAUACGACAGCAUUUUCGAGCGCUGUAGGAAGCAUGUAAUGAGGAAGGCUCAAACCAUGCCAAACCAAGUGCAGCAGUAGUCGACUAGUAAACACAAUGCUUAACGAUUCGAGGGGGAGGGGUGAUGGAGAUGGAGAUGGAGAUGGAGAUGAGACCAAUCUUUUGUAUUUGUUGUAUACAUGUGCUUCAUUUCUAGACCUCUGAUAAUGGCUAAGUAACUGACGUACAGACAGACGGAGACAGAGAUGUUAUUAAGAAAGAAAUACUAACCACUACUACUACUACUACUUGUACGUACAUCUAUGGCUUCGUCACACACACAACACAGGCUGACAUGUCUAUGACAGGCAAAAUCCUAUUGGUUGUAGAUUUGCUUUCUUGUUGUGUAAUCAUCUGUCUAUGGAGUUUUGAUUGGUCGGA
Messenger RNA from Andrographis paniculata, 2031 nucleotides. RefSeq lists its product as uncharacterized. NCBI's taxonomy places the organism in Eukaryota, Viridiplantae, Streptophyta, Magnoliopsida, Lamiales, Acanthaceae. The record is from RefSeq and is a predicted model, not a curated record. The coding region runs from base 309 to 1691 and encodes 460 amino acids. The transcript is spliced from 8 exons.